This is a messenger RNA of Cydia fagiglandana, 4413 nucleotides long. RefSeq lists its product as uncharacterized. Bases 532 to 2952 code for a protein of 806 amino acids. Lineage: Eukaryota; Metazoa; Arthropoda; Insecta; Lepidoptera; Tortricidae. The record is from RefSeq and is a predicted model, not a curated record. The transcript has 6 exons. Gene Ontology annotation, biological process: transmembrane transport. Gene Ontology annotation, molecular function: monocarboxylic acid transmembrane transporter activity. Gene Ontology annotation, cellular component: membrane.
GGUGCGAGGCGCGACCGCGCCGCGCUCGGUUCAUGAACACCAGAUGUGUACCGUUUGCCUUCCACGACGCACGUGUUUGUGAGUUCUGUGUUGUGUGUGAACUGUACCAGUGACGUGACCCGCUCUAAAGAUAUUACCCCUGCUUGUCGCCAAGUUGAAAUGUUGCACUUAUCGAAACUUUAAAGCUUCAUGUCAAUAAAGUUUCGACGGUUCUGGAGUAGAACGCGCGAAGACAAAGAAAGUGACCAUUUCGAAAGUGUGAAAUCGAGGACUAGCCGGUCCUUGAUGAACCCGACAACUUACAAUCCUUGCGCCCUUACACUUUGUAUCUCCAAAAGGCCUUGUCGCUAUUCAGCUAGAGAUCCAAGAUUAAGACAAUCAUCAAGAGAAAUCAGGAUCUCUUCGACGUAGAAAGUCUGUCCGGGUGUCAAACCCAAAUUCGGUAGAAAUCAACGUUCCUUAGAGGAGUGAAUUAGAGCACUGAAGUACGUACUUAGACCCGUACUUAAAACAAGCUCGCGUUAAAAACUAAUGGACUCGCAAAGAGCCCAGGCAAAUGGAAUUCCAGGGAAAGAGAAAGCAUUCAAGUAUGAACAAAAAGUACCGUCUGAAGAGGAGAAGACUACGUCUCCAUUGCUUUACAAAACUGACAACAUUAAGUAUAUAGAUGCGGCGGAUGACGACAAGUUGAACAAUGACGACAAACGUGAUAGAGAUCUAAAUACUGUCAAUUCUAUGAAAACGAAUCACGUUACAGAUAGUUUGGCUGUGUCCUAUUCUAAGAAUGAAAAAGAUGAAGAUGCGGUUUCUACCAAUGAAGGAGUUAAGUUCUUGGGGUUGGGCGAUACGGACAGUAUUUGCUCGAGCAGACCGCCCGAAGAGCAAGGCCCACAGAUACCUGACGGUGGUUGGGGAUGGGUAGUCGUAUUUGCGUCGUUCUUGAUCGCGACCGUCGCUGACGGUUUAGCCUUCUCGUAUGGAUUAAUCAAUGAAAAGUGGGUGAAGCACUUUAAUACGACCGAAGCCAAGGUUUCUCUGAUCGGAAGUUUGUUCAUAUCCGUCCCACUGAUAGCUGGUCCUAUAAUGAGUGCGCUUGUGGAUCGAUAUGGAUGCAGGAAAAUGACUAUGUUAGGAGGCGUAGCCUCUACUAUUGGAUUUGUAGCUGCAGCAGUCAGUGACUCUGUGGGAGUUUUGUAUGUGACUUAUGGUCUUAUGGCGGGUCUAGGAAUGGGGCUCCUGUACGUCACCGCUGUUGUAUCCAUAGCAUAUUGGUUUGAAAAGCGAAGAAAUCUGGCUGUUGGACUUGGCUCUUGUGGCGUUGGGUUCGGAACAUUCGUGUACUCACCGCUGACGACGUUUUUAUUAGACUACUAUGGAUGGAGAGGAACACUCCUGAUAUUGGCUGGCACAGUACUUAAUGUGUGCGUAUGUGGUGCUAUCAUGAGAGACCCUGAAUGGUUGAUUGAGGAGCAGAAGAAAAAUAGGAAAUUGAGUAAAGCGAAAAGAGCGUCGAGUUCAAUAUCGAUUUCUGCAAAAUCUGCAAAAUCAGGCGGUGGCGAGUCAGUAUAUCCUGGUACAGAAGAGUUGAAGUCAUUGAUGAAGAGUGGGGAGACACCGGAAUAUAUACUAACAGCACUAGUAGCAUCGAUAGCGGAAGCGGAACAAGUGGAAGCGACGACCAAAAUGAAUGCGGAUCUAUCACAAGCCAACAAAGUUAGCUCUGUCAUAAACUUGCCAACAUUCUUACGACAGAGUGAAAAGGUUCCAGUAGAAGUUCUAGAUCAACUAUCAACGAAUAAACGCCUAUACAAUAUUAUACUACAAAACUAUCCAUCACUUCUCGCUUUAAGAAGCAACUCCGAGCAGAAGCUUCCAAUCGAACCGGCUGCAGACGUUUCUAAAAACAAGCCAAUUAAAAUGUCAAUGAAAUUAAAAUUAAAUAAAAAAGAAAAAAAGAAGGAAUUUGAGACAAAACUGGAUAUUGUAAGGGAGAAACUAUUACAACCUAUACCAGAAAAUAAACCAGCCAUUAUAGCUCCUAGAACUGACCGCCAGGAUUGGUGGAAUUUGAAGACAGAUAAUCACUAUUUAAGAGGUAUCAGAGUACAUCGUAAUUCCAUUAUGCACAGAGGUGCCAUGAUGAACAUUGCGAAAUACAAGCUACGCGCGUCUUCAUGUCCUGAUAUUUAUAGAAAUUCCAUGUGGUCAAUGGAAGAACAAGAGAUUGAAGGCUCCUGGGGAAGGCGCUUAAUCGACGCAUUGAACAAAACCUUCGACUUCAACAUGUUUACCGAGUUCCACUUCCUGAUGAUGAACAUCUCCACCCUGGUGCUGUUUAUCUGGUUCAUCGUGCCGCUGUUUUACCUGCCCGGCUUCAUGGAGGAGACUGGGUACUCCACGUAUCAGGGCCCCGUGAUGCUGUCGGUGUUCGGUGUAGCCAAUAUUAUUGGUAUUGCGGGUCUCGGCUGGAUGGGUGACUUACCAUGGGUAAACAUCACGAAAACCUACGCAUUAUGUCUCAUCUUCUGCGGAGUCUCCAUUAUCAUGUUCCCCGUGCUCAUACGCAUCAUGGACCCGCUGGCGCCUCACAGCUUCUACAUAAUCGCAGUGAACGUCGUGAUAUUCGGGCUGACAUUCUCGAGUUCGUACUCGUACACGCCGAGUAUUUUGGUGGAGCUGAUCGCCUUGGAGCGGUUUACUAUGGCGUAUGGGCUGGUGCUGCUGAGUCAAGGGUUGGGGCAUCUUGUUGGACCACCGAUGGCUGGUGGCUUGAAAGACAAGACCGGCUACUGGGACGCCGCAUUCUACGUGGCCGGCAUCUGGGUGAUCAUCUCCGGUAUUCUGGUCGGUGUGAUCCCCUACACAAAGAACUUCCGGAUCUGCGGCAAAGCUCCGCUAGCGAAGGAUGUUGCUUCGGAACCUGAUCCGGGUGUUAGGAUCAUUGUGCAUUAAAGAAGAAGGAACGUGCGCUUUGGAGGGUCUGCCAUCUUGUGACUUGAACAGGAAACUUAAACUUGUGAUAUCUAUACAGGCACAGCAGAUCCCGCAGGUUCCUUAGAAUAGUUAGAAUCGAAAAGUUGUGGCCUAAAACGAAAACUUAAACAAGAGAUUUUGCACUUUUCUCCAAGAGAAUUCAUGUGCUGCCCCUACACAAUACACGCAAACCCCCUAUACGUGUUUUAAGGACUUUGCAACAAAUGGCAUGCCAUUUUACAUACAUUGCCAGCUAAGUAGGUGCAACGAUUUCAAAAGAUCUAUGUAAAGCCGCAAUGUAUCGCAAAUGGCAUGCGAUUAUCGGUGAAGUUUUUGGAGGCCAUUAGAUAAUUUUGCAAAAUUGAGGUUAGAGAGUUGUACGUACCUAGAUUUAUUUAAAUUUGAAGUGACGAGCGUGCCUUAGAAUUAUAUAUCAUCGGAGUUAUUUGUGAUGAAUAUGAUGAUCUACAUACUUUUGUAUUUUAUUAUAGGUAAUUAUAGCUAUCGUUUUUGCUUUAUUAAAAUUUAAACACUCCGUGAUUUUAGUAAUUAUUAUUAGGUACCUAGAUAGCGUUUGGUAUUGUGCCUAUAAUUUUAAAUAGAUAUAAAGAAUUACCUACAUAUGAUCAUGUUUAAAAUUCAGUUUCUGUAAUUGACUGAUUGCAUAAAUUUGGCAAGUAAGUAGUUAAAAUUAUUUGCCUAGGUACCUACAUAAUUUCUAAGUUUUGUAUUAGAACUAGAUACAUAAAUAGUUUAAAAUCAAGUUUGUGAAAUAGAGCGAUUAAUUCCUUUAUUCAUUGAACCUUCAAUGGUAAAGGAUUGUAUUUUCAUUACAGUUUUACUUACCUACAUAUUAUGGGUGUGUGUUGGUUUUGUAUUUUUUCUUUACUUUUUGUAGCAAUCAUUCUGUUUAGACAUUACAUUUAAUAGGUACCUAGAAAACUUAGGUUCUUUUAUGGUUCUUUUGAGAUUUUUGUAUGAAUGAUUAUGAAGCCGAAUUAUGAACUAGGUAUAACUAUUUUUAGUUUUCACCUAUCAAGUUUGUCCAUAGGAGAUUGGUUUAUGUACCAUCACGCUCUGCGAUUGUUGCGCCAUUUAGGGUCCCAGCUAAAUUGGUUGUUCAAUACUUAGGUACGCUAUAGAAUUUCCAAUUUAGCAAAAACCCUAAAUGGCAUAAGAAUCCCAUCCCGUGUGGUGACUGUACCUAUUUUAUUCAAUUGGAAUACCUAUAGGUAGAAUUUUCAAUUGUAAAAAUAAAAUAAUAAAAUUACUUGCCAUUUUAAACACCGAUUUUGUAAACAAUGAAUUUACUUUGUAUGAAAACUGUUUUUAAAGUAUUUUAGUUAAUAAGUUUGUUGACUCUACUUACAUAAUAUUUACAUUAGUUGUAAUUUGAUUAACAAUUUAUUACAAAAUUAAAGUUUGUCUUAAAAAAAUGCU